AUGUCUUUUCAGAACAAUGCCCGAAGAACCACAGGGGAAAAGGCUCUGAAAACCAUCUUGUUUUUCCAGAUGGGCAUUGGGGCUCUGGCCAAUGUCACCCUCUUCUUCCGUAACUUCUCUCUAGUCUGGCAUGGACACAAGCAGAGGCCUUCCCACAUGAUUCUCACCCACAUGGCUGUAGCCAAUCUCUUGGAUUUUGUCUCUGCCGGGAUUCCCUACAUGAAGGCAGCUUUUGUUUUGAGGAAGCCCCUGUCCAGUCUUGGGUGUAAAUUUGUAUAUUAUAUACACAGAGUGGCUCGCCACACCACCAUGUGCUCCACCUGCAUCCUGAGCACCUAUCGGUUCCUCACACUCAUCCCGGGGAGGAUGGUGUGGACCAUGCUCAGAGGACAAGCCCCCAAGGUCAUUCAUCCUUCCUGUUGCAUCUGCUGGAUGUUCAGUAUCUUCCUGAAUACCUAUGUUCCCGUGAACAUCACUGAUGCACAGCACAUGGGAAAUAGUACUGACACCCAAGGGAAGUGGUUCUGCUCAUCCUUGGAUCCCAGUGCAAACACAGUCAUCCUGUGGAUUGCUGUGGAUGCCAUGUUUAUUGGCCUCAUGGUCUGGUCCAGUGGUUCCAUGGUGCUGCUCCUGCACAGGCACCACCAGAGAGUGCGGUAUAUUCACACCCCCAACAGCUCCCACAGACACCACCUGGAGACCAGAGCUGCCCACACCGUCCUGUUGCUGGUGGCCACCUUCGUCAGCUUUUAUGUGCUGAAUUCCAUUGUCACUUUUUAUGUUGCUGCCUUUUUAGAUUUCCAUCUGUGGUUGAUACAGACCUCUAGUAUUUUGGCUUUAUGUUUCCCUGCUUUUAGCCCCUUCCUGCUGAUCCUUCACAACCCUGGGCCUCCUAGGUCCUGCUCUUGA
Messenger RNA from Callorhinus ursinus (northern fur seal), 909 nucleotides. RefSeq names its product vomeronasal type-1 receptor 4-like. Gene Ontology annotation, cellular component: membrane. NCBI's taxonomy places the organism in Eukaryota, Metazoa, Chordata, Mammalia, Carnivora, Otariidae. Gene Ontology annotation, biological process: G protein-coupled receptor signaling pathway. Gene Ontology annotation, molecular function: pheromone receptor activity. The record is from RefSeq and is a predicted model, not a curated record.